This is a messenger RNA of Dendroctonus ponderosae (mountain pine beetle), 2554 nucleotides long. RefSeq names its product proton channel OtopLc. Gene Ontology annotation, cellular component: membrane. Gene Ontology annotation, molecular function: proton channel activity. The record is from RefSeq and is a predicted model, not a curated record. Gene Ontology annotation, biological process: proton transmembrane transport. The transcript is spliced from 16 exons. NCBI's taxonomy places the organism in Eukaryota, Metazoa, Arthropoda, Insecta, Coleoptera, Curculionidae. The coding region runs from base 457 to 2487 and encodes 676 amino acids.
GAAAAACUUAGAAAUUAGAAUUUUAUCUUGGCAAAUCGUAAAUUCGGCGUGGUCGCAGCAAAAGUUUUUCCGUAUUUUUGCCGGCUUAGUCUUUCGGCCGAAGAAAAAAGCGCUUUUAUUGCGACGGCAUGUUUAUACAAAUUAGUCGGGAAGCAUUUUAGCAGCCCAUGGGAUUCCUAGUUUUGAACUUUGGCGACAACGCAAAAGUGCUAGUGUUCUUGACCAGACUUGUGCUUCUGCACGUAAAUCUGGAAAGCUUCUCCUAAGAGGAUCACAGCAAUUAACAUUUUUCUCGAUAGUAAUUUCGAUAUUGCGUCGUUGCAAAAGUGAAUUGUUUUCCAUAGGAGACCGAUCCAGACCGUAGCCGACAUCCGAAAUCGGGCGACUUUUUCCAAGUUUUAAUAAAGAAGCGACAAACUGCCAUCGAGGGACCUCGAGAAGCAAUUAAGGCCCUUAAUGGACAUCGUGCACGAAGAAAAUAGGCGAAAAGUUGGAUUCACUAGGCCCAGUCACAAUCACGACAUCUCCGAAGAUGAUGAACAUGAUGAACGACAUGAGAUCAGCUCCAAUGCCUCGGCCAAUCAGGAUCGAGAGCCGUGCUUCCUCCACCCUCCUCAGCUGAUGAUAACUGACACAGACGCUCAGCUCACCUCCAACUGCGACUGUCUGCAACCCUACAAUGGCGACUCUAGCAACAUGUCGUCCAGACGCCCCAGCCUCAUUAUCGCUGCGCUUCGAAGGCCCUCUCAGGCUGUGGCGCUGUCCGCUGCCCACGCAGUGAUGAACCAGCGCCGCUACCUGCUAGGCUUCUUCAACGACAAUUCCAGCCAGAACCUGCCCAAGGAGGAUAAGAAAGUCGAUAAAGUAUCUGUGAGAUUCUCCAGUAAAAUGGAAAACAAUGGGUUUACCAUCAUCUUGUCGGCUCUUUAUGCUAAGCUGCUGGUGGUGCUCGGAAUAGCAUUUCCUAUUACUGAAGUGAUCUCGGAUGAAGUCCACGCUUUUUACUAUCAGGGAUUCUAUUUGUACCUCUACUUGGGAAGCAUUGUCUUCAUCACCUACGAAUAUGUGACCUUUGUGAAGGAGCGAGCAGUAAACAAUAUCAUCAAGAACUUGCAUGAUCCAGAAAAAGGAGAGUUUCUAGCGAAAAUCAACCCCAUCAAGCCUGCAAAGAAGUAUGGAAGCUUCUUUCUCAGAUUAGGAGCCAUCGCAUUUGGUAUUGGCAGCAUGGUGUACUCUGGCCUGGAAUUCGGUCGCUACUUUGAGUUGAAAAGUAUGCCAGAUUGUUACUCCAACAGCCUUCAAGCCAUCACUCCAGUCACAAGGAUGCUGUUGACUUUGCUCCAGAUUCAGUUCAUUUUUCUGAACCACAAGGACGUGGAGUUGAACAGGCACAAGAUCAUUGGCAGGUUCGGACUGAUGCACAUGAUUGCCACCAAUCUGUGCGAGUGGCUUAACGUGCUAGUGGAAGAAACUCGCCAUGAAAUCACUCAUUUAUCAGUUCAUCAGCAGUUAAAUGGCAGCAAUGAAACAGGAGGUCUCACUAAAUACUGCCCAGAAGGCAGAUUGAUGGGUUCAUUGGUCAACAAUGCCAGUCCGUUCCUCUUUCCUUGCACCAUUGAGUACAGUUUGAUUUGCGCGGUAAUUCUGUUUGAAAUGUGGAAGCACAUUCGGACCGAGGAUCAUGAACAGAAGGAGAAAGAUCACAAGAAGAAGAAACACAAAGCUGACUACUUUGCCUCCAGCAACUCCGGCCACCACUUUACCAUCGACUGCUCCAACUCCCACAAAGGACUGUUUGCCGGCAUAAUGGUGAUCGUGCUGACCAUAAUUUCCUUGGUGAUGUUCUUCGUGCUCACACCGAAAAACGAUGAGACCGGAGUGCGCACCAAUUAUGCGGAGAUUGAAGUAAACAUUGUGGAGCUGUUCCUCUACAUAGCCACCACCAUUACGGUGAUUAUCGCUAUGUUUCAGCUGAGGAAUUUGAAAUAUGAACGAAAAAUUGGUCAUGGAGGAAUGGGCCUAGACAAUAUGCUACUAGCAGUCGCCCAGACCGGGAUGUUUAUCUACUCGAUGUUCUCUUUGAUUGGCUGGUACUUCACCAUGGAGAACACCACAAUAGGACUACUCGCGGACUUGUUCUCUUUCAUUCAAACCUGCCUGCAGACUAUGUUUAUCUUCGACGCUUGGUGGCGUCGAUGUAAGAACAUUUCCCAAGCCAAGUUCAUGCCAGGAAGAGAGCUGAUCAUCUUCCUAAUGGUAGCCAACAUGGCGAUGUGGAGCAUCAACACUCUAGAGAAGAACCGGGCAGAGUUCCGACCCACUCACUUAAAGUUCUUUGGAGCCUGGGCCUGGACGAUUAUCACCCACAUAUCCAUGCCGCUGGCCAUAUUCUACCGAUUCCACUCUACAAUUUGCCUGUUCGAAGUGUGGAAAACCGCCUACAAGAUUAAGUCCAACUUCAAAAACCCCUUAUUUCCAGUAAUGUAACCGUCGCUAAAACCUGUUGGAACCAUGUCUGUUACUUUAAUAAAUGGCCGUGCUAAAAAAUGUCAGU